Molecule: messenger RNA, 2505 nt
Organism: Anopheles arabiensis
Lineage: Eukaryota; Metazoa; Arthropoda; Insecta; Diptera; Culicidae
Gene: RpL18
Product: 60S ribosomal protein L18
Exons: 6
Coding region: 799-2421 (540 amino acids)
Biological process (GO): glycerol metabolic process; triglyceride metabolic process; glycerol-3-phosphate biosynthetic process
Cellular component (GO): mitochondrion; cytosolic large ribosomal subunit; ribosome
Molecular function (GO): glycerol kinase activity; RNA binding; structural constituent of ribosome
Source: RefSeq, a predicted model, not a curated record
CGUCCCGUAGAACGAACGCGGCCAGAAGAACAGUUUAAUUAGAAUAAUCAUAAAAUUCAUUAACUUGGAACUAUUGCAGUGUUCGGUUUUGAAGUAAAAUUAUUUUAUUUUUAUAUUGUGCUUCGUUCCAUGCGUUUUGUUGAAAGCAAAAUACAUUUACUCAGCGAAUUAUCGUGAUAAGCUGAUCGUCCCUGCUGUAAAAAGUUUAUCUCGGCGAAUUGUUGUUAUCAGUGAAUCGGUCCAAAUUUCUUCUCCUUCAAAUAGCCGCCUGUGCCGUAUUGCCACCCUCCCGACCUAUCACCGCACCCCACAAAAGCACACGACGCACCGCACCGCAUACAUACGAAUGGGGUAUGGCUCGCCGCACUGACCCCCCAGCAUCAAACAUCUAUCGCCAUCCCCACCACCAACACAAUCGUCGGGGGUUUGCUUCUAUCGACGAUUUUAUCGGCUUAAAUUGAAACCAUCGCCACCACCGGUCUGCGCUCGAUGACGAUGACGACGAUCUGGCAGAGCGUCUUGCGCAAGUGGUGCGGCAACAUCGUGGUCCGUGUUGUUUCGUCGUCCACUCCCAGGGGCGGCGCCUUAUCAUCCCAGUCGGAAGUAGUGAUUUGUGUUCCUUCGAAAGGGGCUUCUCCCUAGCGUACUCUGCCCUCUCUCUCUCUCUGUUUGUUGUGUUCGUAGUUCCUUGUUGUGAUGGCGUAAGGUUCAAGUGGUGUUUAAGUGGCAACAACAACAGCGGCAAACAACGGUCCCCAAUUACUCCUCCCCUAUUCACCCGCGCCCAAUCCCCCCGAAAUGGCAGCAACCGAUCGGCAAUACAUCGCUACGCUCGACGUUGGCACAACGACGAUUCGGUGCAUCAUCUACGCAGCCCCAACAAACGAACAACCGGUCACGGUCGGCACCGCCUAUGAUCAUGUUGAUUUGAUCUAUCCAGCUCCAGGGUGGGUUGAAAUAAGCCCCGAAAAACUGUGGACCAGUGUGCUGCAAGUGAUCCGACAUGCGACGGAAGAUGCCAACCUGAAGAUCGAACAGCUCACCUGCUUGGCGAUAGCGACGCAGCGGAACAGCUUUACCUGCUGGAAUCGGAACACGGGCCAGGUGUAUCACAACUUCAUCACCUGGAAGGAUUUGCGGGCCGAUCAACUUGUGAAGGACUGGAAUGAGAGUUUCACGCUCCGUUUGCUGAAAUUCGGUGCAAGCGUGCUGCAUUUCGUUACCCGCAGUAAGCGGUUUCUGGCGGGCAGCGUGAUCAAGCUGAUGAAUCCACAGAUCACGCUACGGUUGGCCUGGGUGCUGCAGAACAAUCCUUCCGUGCAGGAGGACCUAAAGCUCGGUAGCGUUCUGUACGGGACGAUCGAUUCCUGGCUCCUGUAUCGUUUGCGCCAGGGCACGGAUCUUACGAAGCAGGUGGAGCAUAUAAGCGACGUGACCAACUGCACCUCGACCGGAAUUUACGAUCCUUUCGGGCAAGAGUGGGCCGGUUGGGCAUUAAAUCUGUUUUCCAUUAAGAAAGAGCUGCUACCAAAGGUGGUGGACAAUUCGUACGACUUUGGCCACGUGCACGAGACACUGCUGGGGGCGAGAAUCAAAAUAGCCGCCUCGGUAAGCGACCAGGCGGCUUCGCUGUGGGGCAACUGUUGCUUCGAGCGGGGCGACGUGAAGAUCACGAUGGGUACGGGCUCCUUUCUGAACGUGAACACUGGAACAAAGUGCCUUGCCUCGGUGCACGGGCUGUAUCCGCUGAUCGGCUACAAGCUGCGGGGCGGAGCUGGUUCGCCGCCGGACAUUAUCUACCUCAUGGAGGGCUCGUCCAACGAUACGGGCUCCAUCAUCGAAUGGGCCCUCAAUGUGGGUUUGUUCGACGAUCCGGCCGCAAGUGCCGCGAUGGCACUGUCGGUGCCCAACUCGGACGGUGUCCUCUUCGUACCAGCGUUCAGUGGACUUGGUCCACCGAUUCGUGACGAUACUGCCGGAAGUGGAUUCAUUGGCAUUAAGCCUUCCACGCGCAAAGAGCACAUGGUGCGCGCUCUGCUGGAAAGUCUCGCGUUUCGCGUGGCCCUCCUGUACGACUGUGCGCUGCGGGAAACGGGCUUCUCCUUCACCUGCAUCCGGGUCGAUGGAGGGGUUUCGAAGAACGAUUUCAUCUGCCAAACGCUGGCCGAUCUGACCGGGAUCGAGGUGGAACGAGGCGAGGUGGCAGACUCGUCCGCACUGGGGGCAAUGUAUAUGGCCGGGCUGAACUGUGGCAUCUGGAGCACGAAACGGCAGCUGGCGGAGCUAAGGAAGGUGGACAAAACAUUCGCACCCGAUGGGGCGCAACGUGCGAAACGAUUGAAGCAGAUGCGGGCAUGGGAGCGGGCAGUGGAUCGGUUUAAAAAGUGGUACAUGCUGGAGGACAUUAAAAACCUAGACUGACAAUGUGAUAUUUUUUAUACCGUGGUGUGGCAAAGGUACAAUAAAAAUGGAUCGUUUGCGUUAACGCAAUCAUGUUGGCUUAAA